ACUAAAUAAAAACAAAAUAGGAGUUAUGUAAGUUAUAAUAAAAGUGUCUGCGCAAUCGGUGUAUUUUCUUUCACCCGAUUCACUCCAACAAAUGAUUAUUUGCAAAACAUGACAAUUGACAAUUAUGUAUGACGCAUACUUCUAAAAGAAGCUUAUAGGAAUAACAUGCAAUUUUGUUUUUUCUACGCAUAAUUAGUGUUACCCCCAAUAUUAAACAGGUGUACAAGUUCACACUUGCAUGCAAUUAAAGCAAAAUGAGUUUUCUCGGUAAAUUAUUUGGUGGGAAAAAAGAAGAGAAGGGUCCAACGACUCAUGAAGCUAUACAAAAGUUACGUGAAACUGAGGAGUUGCUGAUUAAGAAACAAGAAUUUUUAGAAAGAAAGAUUGAAAUAGAAAUACAAACAGCUAGAAAAAAUGGUACCAAGAACAAAAGAGCGGCAAUUGCUGCGUUAAAACGUAAGAAGCGGUACGAGAAGCAAUUAACACAGAUCGAUGGUACUCUCACACAAAUAGAAGCCCAGAGAGAGGCACUGGAAGGUGCAAAUACCAAUGCACAAGUUCUCAACACUAUGAAAGAAGCGGCUAAUGCCAUGAAACUGGCACACAAGGAUAUAGAUGUAGACAAAGUCCACGAUAUCAUGGAUGAUAUUGCAGAACAACAUGAUAUAUCUCGGGAGAUAACGGAUGCUAUUAGUAACAAUGUCGCUUUCUCCAAUGACAUUGAUGAGGAUGAACUUGAACGUGAACUGGAAGAAUUAGAACAGGAGGAACUGGACAAGGAAAUGAUUGGUAUCAACGUACCUUCGGACAGUCUUCCAGAGGUACCAUCUACUGAACCUGUGCCCGAGAAAUCUAAACCAAGCAAGUCUGACGAGGAUGACAAAGAUUUUGCACUUCUCAAAUCCUGGGCCACAUAGGUUUCGACUUUAUGUAUUUUUUAAGCUGUCAUCCGUGAUAUAAUCUGCGUUGAAUCGAAAUAUAUUAUCUGUACAAUUACAAUA
Vanessa atalanta (red admiral) is the source of this 1001-nucleotide messenger RNA. It is a transcript of the gene shrb, whose product is annotated as charged multivesicular body protein 4c. Gene Ontology annotation, biological process: late endosome to vacuole transport via multivesicular body sorting pathway; vesicle budding from membrane. The record is from RefSeq and is a predicted model, not a curated record. The transcript is spliced from 5 exons. NCBI's taxonomy places the organism in Eukaryota, Metazoa, Arthropoda, Insecta, Lepidoptera, Nymphalidae. Gene Ontology annotation, cellular component: multivesicular body; ESCRT III complex; cytoplasmic side of plasma membrane. The coding region runs from base 255 to 917 and encodes 220 amino acids.